CAAUGAAACAUGAAACAGUGAGAAAAAAAUUCAACGAAAAUUACGUGGAUUUUGAGGUGACUCCGGGAGUGAAAUGUUGAGUCUUUUUGGUACUGUGAAGAACUACCAUUGGGGCAAAAAGGGCCCCCAAUCACUUGUCUAUCGCCUGGCUGUGCUAAAUGCCCAAUCAGACGCAAAAUUGAGUGAAAAUGAGGCAUAUGCCGAACUCUGGAUGGGAAAUCAUGUCAUGGACCCUUCUCUUGUGAAGGACACCCGCCAACCACUUGGUGCAUACCUUGCAAAGCAACCUCCAGAGGUCGUGGGGUCAACUGGUGACUUGUCAUUCCUCCUCAAAGUACUCAGCAUUGAGACAGCGCUGAGUAUUCAAGUUCAUCCCAACAAAAAGGAAGCAGAGGAGCUUCAUAAACUCUUCCCGGACGUCUACAAGGAUGACAAUCACAAGCCAGAAAUGGCUAUUGCUUUGACACCCUUCCUGGCACUCUGUGGAUUUCGUCCAGUUGACAAAAUCCUUGAUUUUCUCAAAACUUUCCCGGCCGUUGCUGAACUUCUUGGGGAGGAAAAUGUUCAAAAACUCCAAAAAGACUCUGGCACUGAAGGUCAUUCUGAAGGUCUGAAGGCAUGUUUUACGAGAUUGAUGGAAUCCACUCCGGAGGAGAUUGCAAAAUGCCUGGAAGCAACGAAGAAGCAAAUGGAAGUUGCCAUGGAACCAGAAAAUAUCCUCCUAAAGACAUUCCUCACACUCCAGAGAGAUUUUCCCGGUGACGUGGGCAUUCUCACUGUGUUCUUCCUCCAUAUCGUUGAGCUAAAGCCAGGAGAAGCGAUCUUCCUCUCAGCCAAUGAACCCCAUGCCUACAUUUCUGGGGAUUGCAUCGAAGCAAUGGCAUGUUCGGACAAUGUUAUUCGUGCAGGAUUGACACCAAAGCCAAAGGACAUUCCCACACUCAUUCGUCACCUCAAGUAUCAUCCGCAGCCGCUGGCCAGCAAGAUCUUUACACCACAGAAGCUCAAUGGGGAUGAUUUUGUGGACCUCUUCUCACCUCCAGUGAAAGAUUUCGCUGUGAUUCGCUACAGAAUCCCAGCAGGUGUGAAGGAACAUUCUGUAAAGCUUAAGAAUCAUGCCUCUGUGCUGAUUAUUCUCUCCGGGAAGGCGAAAUUGGAGUGUCCGGGAAGUCCAGGAAUCGCCGUGAGUCCUGGAUCAGUCAUCUUCCUACCCGGAAACAUUGGAAAUCAACUGAAUAUCCAAAAGGAAGCAGCAGAGGAACUUUUUGAGGCUUAUCAAGCAACUUACAAUGAUUUUUAGAAGGUUUUCUUUGUGGCAGAAAAAUCUCAGGAUCAUUGCUCGUUAUUUCGAUGAGAAAGUCACAGCUAUUGCUGUUGAGAUUAAUGUGAAUCUAUUAGAUUUUAUUUAAUAAAUUUAUUUAAAAAUGUU
Messenger RNA from Lutzomyia longipalpis, 1429 nucleotides. RefSeq names its product mannose-6-phosphate isomerase (gene Mpi). Bases 74 to 1300 code for a protein of 408 amino acids. Gene Ontology annotation, biological process: carbohydrate metabolic process; GDP-mannose biosynthetic process. NCBI's taxonomy places the organism in Eukaryota, Metazoa, Arthropoda, Insecta, Diptera, Psychodidae. Gene Ontology annotation, molecular function: zinc ion binding; mannose-6-phosphate isomerase activity. Gene Ontology annotation, cellular component: cytosol. The record is from RefSeq and is a predicted model, not a curated record. The transcript has a single exon.